UUUUUUAACAGAAAGCGUGCCGACGUUGAACUCGCAAAACCUUUACGUGCAAAAUUUGGGCCAGAUCCAGUCCCUAUUCUUGGUAAUUGGGCCCAGGCAUGGCCCGUUACCAUGAGCCAAUCCGUGGCAAGGGGCUGCAGGAGAUGCUAAUAGGCCAGGGAUUCACUGUUUACUUGAUCGACGAGUAUUGCACCUCAACGUUUUCCCCAGCAUGUGAGAGCAGGAUGGAGAAAUUUCACAAAAUUGAUGAUCCUCAUCUGCAGGAUCCCAAAAACAAGUACCAUGUCGCAAUGGCGGCAGCAGCAUCAUUCAAUUGCGUCGCAGCUGCAACCACUUCAGCCACUGC
Molecule: messenger RNA, 346 nt
Organism: Kickxella alabastrina
Lineage: Eukaryota; Fungi; Kickxellomycota; Kickxellomycetes; Kickxellales; Kickxellaceae
Exons: 2
Source: RefSeq, a predicted model, not a curated record